Messenger RNA from Nerophis lumbriciformis (worm pipefish), 633 nucleotides. The record is from RefSeq and is a predicted model, not a curated record. NCBI's taxonomy places the organism in Eukaryota, Metazoa, Chordata, Actinopteri, Syngnathiformes, Syngnathidae.
AUGGGAUUCUUCUGGGGACUUGGCCCGUCGACUCUUCUCCUGGCGUUGUGGCUGUGCGGGUCGUGUUGCUGGGCACGCUCGGAUGCUCCUCGCGGGGUCGCGUUGGGCUUUGUUUUUGACCCGAAAGCGAUUUGCCAGCCGCCGUGCCAGCACGCCGGAGUUUGCAUCCGCAACAACACUUGCCUCUGCAGCCGCGGCUACGAGGGAGAAAACUGCCAGUAUGCUAACUGCUAUCCCAAAUGCAAGAACGGAGGACUGUGUCUUCGUCCUGGAAAAUGCAGGUGUCCAUCCGGCUUCGGUGGGAGAUAUUGCCACAAAGUGACAUGUGACGACGGCUGCUGGAACGGAGGCGAAUGCAACGCCGUCAAUGGUGUAGCCAAGUGCAUCUGUCCUUCCAGCUGGACGGGCUCCAGAUGCCAAGAAGCCAUUUGUCCCCAAGGCUGUAAGAACGGGGGGCUUUGUAUGGCCCCUGGAAUUUGCAGCUGUCCUGAAGGCUGGCUGGGAGGUGCCUGCCACAUUGCUGAGUGCACUUUACCGUGCCUGAACGGAGGAAAAUGUAUUUCCCCCAACAAAUGCCGCUGUCGUCCCUCCUUCUCGGGCCCUCGCUGCGAAGAGAGGAAGAGGCGCCACUAG